AUGAAAUUCUGGAAAUAUUCUACCAAUGCUUUAGCUACUUUGUUAGCCAUUGUUUCUUUAACCAAUGCUGGAGGUCCAGCUGAUGGUGACGCCGUUGCUGAUCCAAACAGUGCUGUUGUCAAAUUGACUUCAGAAAACUUUGCUGCAUUCAUUGAAGAAAAUCCAUUGGUUUUAACCGAAUUCUUUGCCCCAUGGUGUGGAUACUGUAAAAUGUUGGGACCAGAAUUUUCCAAAGCUGCUGAUAGUUUGAAUGAAUCCCAUCCAAAGAUCAAAUUGGCCCAAAUUGAUUGUACUGAAGAUGAAGCAUUAUGUAUGGAACAUGGUAUCAGAGGUUACCCAACCUUGAAGAUCAUCAGAGAUGGUGACAACAAGGCUGCUGAAGAUUACCAAGGUCCAAGAGAAGCUGAUGGUAUUGUUGAUUACAUGAUUAAACAAUCCUUGCCACCGGUUUCUACUCCAGAAUCAUCUGAAGAUUUAAUUGCCUUGAUUGAAGAACAAACCAAACCAUUUGUUUUACAAAUCAACCCAACUGCUGAAGGUAACACUACUUUCUACAAAGUUGCUAACCAAAAGAGAAAAGAUUAUCUUUUUGUUUCUGUUGAAGACAAGAGUAUCAUCAAGGAUUUGAGCAAGAAAUUCAAGACUGUUGAUAUCACUGGUAAGAAACCAAGUUACUUGGUUGUCCAACCAAACCAAUUCGAUGAUGCCGCCAAAUUUGAUAACAAAAAUACCUUGGAUGCUGAUUCAUUGAUUGAAUUUAUUGGUGUUGAAGCUGUUCCAUACUUUGGUGAAAUUAACCAACAAACUUACAUGACCUAUAUGUCUUCUCCAUUACCAAUUGCCUACUACUUCUACAACACAGCUGAUCAAAGAGCUGAAGUUGAAGAUUCUUUGACUAAAUUGGGUAAGAAAUACAGAGGUAAAUUGAACAUUGUUGGUUUAGAUGCUAGUAUGUUUGGUAGACAUGCUGAAGUCAUCAACAUGGACCCAGAAAUUGUUCCAUUGUUUGCUAUCCACCACAUUGGUGACAACAAGAAAUACGGUGUUAACCAAACCGAUUACCCAGAAGGUCCAUCCACUGAUGUCAUUGAAAAGUUUGUCGAUGACUAUUUUGAAGGAAAAUUGAGCCCAAUCAUUAAAUCUGAACCAUUGCCAACUGAAGAAGAAAAGAAGACCAACCCAGUUGUUAAAUUGGUUGCUCACAACUAUAAAGAAAUUAUGGAUCAAACUGAUAAGGAUGUUUUCGUUAAAUACUAUGCUCCAUGGUGUGGCCACUGUAAAAAAUUGGCCCCAACCUGGGAAGAAUUAGCUGAAAUUUUCGGUUCUAACAAGGAAGAUGCUAAUGUUAUUGUUGCUGAUAUUGAUCACACCAACAAUGAUGUUGAUGUUCCAUACAAUAUCGAAGGUUAUCCAACCUUGUUGAUGUUCCCAGCCAACGGUAAAAUUGAUGAAAAGACUGGUUUGAGAGAACCAAUUGUUUUCGAAGGUGCCAGAGAAUUGGAUAGUUUGAUUUCUUUCAUCAAAGAAAAAGGCGCUUUGGGUGUUGACGGUGUUGAAUUAAAGGCUAAAUUAGAAGAAGCCAAAGAAGCUGCUGAUGGAGAAGAAGCCAAAGAAGUUGAAGAAGAAGAAGAAGAAGAUGUUGAACACGAUGAAUUGUAA
Candida tropicalis MYA-3404 is the source of this 1659-nucleotide messenger RNA. It is a transcript of the gene PDI1, whose product is annotated as protein disulfide isomerase. Bases 1 to 1659 code for a protein of 552 amino acids. Gene Ontology annotation, biological process: response to endoplasmic reticulum stress; protein folding. NCBI's taxonomy places the organism in Eukaryota, Fungi, Ascomycota, Pichiomycetes, Serinales, Debaryomycetaceae. Gene Ontology annotation, cellular component: endoplasmic reticulum. Gene Ontology annotation, molecular function: protein disulfide isomerase activity. The record is from RefSeq and is a predicted model, not a curated record. The transcript has a single exon.